AUGAGUCUGGACAAGGAUGUGCCAUUCUCUCGGAUGCUGGUGGGGCGAUUCAAGCAGAAUCGAAAAUCCAGGAAGCAACUGACAGAGCUCCGCACACAGCUACUGCGUCAAGCCAUUCUUAAUAAUUACAUGUGUAAGGUAAAUCCUCCCAAAACAUGGAACAAAAAGAGGGUGAUACGGGAGGCGAAGAAGAAGGAGAAGGAGAUACAUCAUUUGGUGGAAGAGAAUCGUUAUGAUGAGCUAGAAGAUGAUUGGUUUCAGGUAGUGGGAGAUGUAGCUGGAGAGGUAGAGAUAGAGGAAGAAAAAGAGAAGGUGGAGAAUACACAGGUAGUGGAUGAGGUCGAAACGGAGGAAAUAAAAGAGAAGGAAAGUGAGAAGGUGAAAAUGGAAGCAAUUACAGGAGACAAAGAGACAGAUGAGUACUGUUACUUACAGGAAGACAUCAACACUAGAGAACAGAAUUUAGAGACUGAUGAAGACCUGAUAAGUUUGACCCCUGUUAAGGUAAAUGCUCCCAAAACAUGGAACAAAAAGAGGGUGAUACGGGAGGCGAAGAAGAAGGAGAAGGAGAUACAUCAUUUGGUGGAGGAGAAUCAUUAUGAUGAGCUAGAAGAUGAUUGGUUUCAGGUAGUGGGAGAUGUAGCUGGAGAGGAGAAGGUGGAGAAUACACAGGUAGUGGAUGAGGUCGAAAUGGAGGAAAUAAAAGAGAAGGAAAGUGAGAAGGUGAAAAUGGAAGCAAUUACAGGAGACAAAGAGACAGAUGAGUACUGUUACUUACAGGAAGACAUCAACACUAGACAACAGAAUUUAGAGACUGAUGAAGACCUGAUAAGUUUGACCCCUGUUAAGGUAAAUGCUCCCAAAACAUGGAACAAAAAGAGGGUGAUACGGGAGGCGAAGAAGAAGGAGAAGGAGAUACAUCAUUUGGUGGAGGAGAAUCAUUAUGAUGAGCUAGAAGAUGAUUGGUUUCAGGUAGUGGGAGAUGUAGCUGGAGAGGAGAAGGUGGAGAAUACACAGGUAGUGGAUGAGGUCGAAACGGAGGAAAUAAAAGAGAAGGAAAGUGAGAAGGUGAAAAUGGAAGCAAUUACAGGAGACAAAGAGACAGAUGAGUACUGUUACUUACAGGAAGACAUCAACACUAGAGAACAGAAUUUAGAGACUGAUGAAGACCUGAUAAGUUUGACCCCUGUUAAGGUAAAUGCUCCCAAAACAUGGAACAAAAAGAGGGUGAUACGGGAGGCGAAGAAGAAGGAGAAGGAGAUACAUCAUUUGGUGGAGGAGAAUCAUUAUGAUGAGCUAGAAGAUGAUUGGUUUCAGGUAGUGGGAGAUGUAGCUGGAGAGGAGAAGGUGGAGAAUACACAGGUAGUGGAUGAGGUCGAAACGGAGGAAAUAAAAGAGAAGGAAAGUGAGAAGGUGAAAAUGGAAGCAAUUACAGGAGACAAAGAGACAGAUGAGUACUGUUACUUACAGGAAGACAUCAACACUAGAGAACAGAAUUUAGAGACUGAUGAAGACCUGAUAAGUUUGACCCCUGCUAAGGUAAAUGCUCCCAAAACAUGGAACAAAAAGAGGGUGAUACGGGAGGCGAAGAAGAAGGAGAAGGAGAUACAUCAUUUGGUGGAGGAGAAUCAUUAUGAUGAGCUAGAAGAUGAUUGGUUUCAGGUAGUGGGAGAUGUAGCUGGAGAGGAGAAGGUGGAGAAUACACAGGUAGUGGAUGAGGUCGAAACGGAGGAAAUAAAAGAGAAGGAAAGUGAGAAGGUGAAAAUGGAAGCAAUUACAGGAGACAAAGAGACAGAUGAGUACUGUUACUUACAGGAAGACAUCAACACUAGAGAACAGAAUUUAGAGACUGAUGAAGACCUGAUAAGUUUGACCCCUGUUAGAAUAUGCCAGGACAAGAACUGUAGCUGUUCCACUUUAUGGUCUUCUAACGAAUUACCCAAUAGUUAUCAACAGUAUUAUUACGAAAACUGGCACAGCAGCGCUUUUCCUGAAAAACAAGUGUUCACUGAUCUGGCAGAGUGCAUGUCUUCGCCCGUACCUACUGAUGGUGAAGACUUUAGGUAUUACACGUAUCUAGAGUCAGAGGACGAAGAGAUGUUAGAAAAGUCAUGGAACGAAUGUUUUGAAUCUCAAGAAUCUCAUCUAGGGCAAGAUGCGGUAGAGGCAAACAUGUCUACUGGAUCAGUUACGGAUAAUGAAGGUGCACACAUUGAAGAGUCUCAGUUUGAGCCUCACAGACAAUAUGGCUGGAAAAGACUAAAAUUAACAGCAGUUUCAACAGUUUUUGAUGUCCUUAAUCCUCCGCAAAAUCUGUCCAAUAAGCGUAAGAAAGGAAUUGGCUUGCCAAAACCAGGGAUACUUUUGAACAGAACUUCAACAGCAUCAAAAUCUAAAGCUGCAGAAACAGAAUCAGUGGCUGCAUUAAAGCGAAUAGUAGCAGAAUUGGAGGCAGAGCAUCAAAAGUUAAAAAAAGAAGUGGAAGAAGACAAGGGAAGCCUCUCAUUUCUCUCAGAGGAACAAAUUUCCAAUACAAGAAAAAAUGCAAAUGCUAUUAAACAGUGGUCUGAUGUAGUUGAAGCAGUGGAUGAAAAUAGUAGAAUGUGCUGUAUGAGCAUUGAUGAGGUGGAAAUUAGUGGUACAAAGGAUUUUGAUAACAUAAGCAAGAAGUUUGUAGGAAAUGUAACAUUAGAUGCUAAAGAAGUAACAGGAAACCAUUACACAGGUGUUCUUCUCUGA
Molecule: messenger RNA, 2739 nt
Organism: Schistocerca americana (American grasshopper)
Lineage: Eukaryota; Metazoa; Arthropoda; Insecta; Orthoptera; Acrididae
Product: trichohyalin-like
Exons: 10
Coding region: 1-2739 (912 amino acids)
Source: RefSeq, a predicted model, not a curated record